GAUCCAGAGGCCGGCCGAGGCGGGGCGCUAUUUUCGGUUGGUGACUUCAGCCGAUAUUUCUGAAUCGCUAGUCGAACAGGGUGGUGAGCUGGAAGGCGGGUGCGCAGUCCGCGUCCGACCUCGCACGAGAAGACAGCCUCCGACUCUGCUGACGCCAGACAAUCCCGAAAAGCAGCCACCAUGCCUUUCAAGCCCGUCGAGACUCCCAAGUGCCCGGCUUGCGAUAAGUCAGUAUAUGCGGCCGAGGAGCGGGUCGCCGGUGGAUACAAGUACCACAAGACGUGCUUCAAGUGCUCCAUGUGCAACAAGGCGCUGGACUCGACCAACUGCAGCGAGCACGAGAAGGUUCUGUUCUGCAAGCAGUGCCACGGCCGCAAGUACGGACCCAAGGGCUACGGGUUCGGCGGCGGCGCCGGCGCGCUCAGCAUGGACACAGGCGCCCAGUUCGGCAACAAGGAGUCGGCGUCGUAAGUGGCGCGUCGGCGGCGGGCGGCGCGGACAGCGCGGGAUACCAGCGCGGGGAGCCGGAGCGGCGGCCCUGCCGAGCUGUCGGAGCCGGACGACGUCACGGGGAGACCUCCAGCCACGCCGCGUGUCGUCCGUGUCGCUAUAAUCCGCCUGGCUCACUUUUGAUUGGCAUUUUUGUUUCUUUUUUAUUUAGUGUUGAUAAGAAAUUGAUUAUAAAUACCGUAAUUUAAACGGAUAUUGUAAAAUACUUUUCGGACUAUCAAUCAUAGCUCCGAUAAACAGUACACGAGACACAUUAAAACGUGUUCUUUUUUAAACUGGGGACGUAACCCCAGUACCCAAUUCAGUCCAUUUGUUUUGAUUCUCCUAACUGUUCGUAGCUCGUCCACGCCGCUUCUGUGUAUUUUCAGUCCUUUGCCUCACUCUGUGUAUUUUUCUGUGACGACACCUAUGGCGCAUUUUGCGCCACGUCUGUCCGUCGCUCGUGCGCCCGCUCACCCGCACGUGCUGACUGACACUGACCCGAGCUCUCUCUCCGUAACAGAAACAAGCCGCUCAUGUAAGGAGCCGCCUUCAGCCGCGUCGGGCAGCGCCGCCAUCACCGGCUGCCGGACGCACCACGAUUCCAUUCGCUCAUCGCCCCGUCGGCUCAGCGCCGCCAGCCAACGCCGCCGGACAGCGCCGCCGGACAGCGCCGCCAGCCAGCGCCGCCGGACAGCGCCGCCGGACAGCGCCGCCGGACAGCGCCGCCCUUCGCUCUGGUGCUCGGGGCGGCCGGCCGCGCCGCCGACUGAAGGACCGCGCCGUCCGCGCCUUCCGCGCCGUCACCGUCACUAACCAGCUGGGGCAGCCGCCUGCGGCCGUCGCCCCAGCCACUCCGACCGGCUUGCUUUCCUGAGAGCGACGCGCGCCGGUUCGUGGACCGGUCUGAACGGCGCGCGGUGGGCUGCGGGCUUUCGCUCGGUCUCCGUACAAACACUGACCGCACAAUACAUGGUGCCGUUACC
Molecule: messenger RNA, 1475 nt
Organism: Amphibalanus amphitrite
Lineage: Eukaryota; Metazoa; Arthropoda; Thecostraca; Balanomorpha; Balanidae
Product: muscle LIM protein 1
Exons: 3
Coding region: 181-471 (96 amino acids)
Biological process (GO): sarcomere organization; muscle tissue development
Cellular component (GO): nucleus; cytoplasm; Z disc
Molecular function (GO): structural constituent of muscle; actinin binding
Source: RefSeq, a predicted model, not a curated record